AGAUGCCCGACGGGCUGCUCCUGAGCGGGCAUCCGACGUUCGAGCCUGGGGAGCCCGCGCACCUGAGCACCGCGGACCCCUGGUCCAUGUUGGAGGUGCCGGCUCGGCCCUCGUCGGCGCCGGUGUUCGACCCGGAUCCCUCGGAGGCGUCCGCCGCCUCGGAGGGCGCCGGGUACGGCGACGUGUGGUGCCACCGCGCGCCGUCGGCGCCGCUGUUGGACCCCAAGGGCGUGAACCUGUUCGCCUUCCGGCCCGACCCCAACAGCCUGGUGUCGGCCCGGCCGCUGUCCCCUGGACCCGCGCCCCUUGGCGGCGCCCACGCGGCGGCUCUCGCCGGCACGCCGCCGCGGCGGCAGAGCGCCGGCGCGCUGCGGGGCGAGGGGGGCGUGCAGCUGCAAGGCCGAGGCUCCGGCGAGGGCUCCCCCUCCGCGCCCUUCUCGCAGCUCGGCCUCCGGGGGUCCCCGCCCCGGGGCGGCUCCGCCGUGGGCUCCGCCGUGGGCUCCGCGGUGGGCUCCGCCGUGGGCUCCGCCGUGGACCACCGCUUCACGCCGCCGCCCGUGGCGGCGCACCUGUGUCCCUCGGAGGGCUCGCCGCCGCCCCCCGGUCUGACCUCGCCCCUCGCGCGGACCUCGACAGGCCCGCGCGGCUCACCGGGCCCCGGCGCGGACGACGGCCCAGCGCUGCUGCAUCCGGCGGCCGUGCGUGCGGUGGACGCCUCCGACAGGUCGCAGACGGCACCCCCCUCGCUGGCGCUGCCGCUCGCGGGGCAGCUGGCCUCGCUGCAGGGC
This is a messenger RNA of Prorocentrum cordatum, 788 nucleotides long. The record is from the annotation of a GenBank genome assembly. Lineage: Eukaryota; Dinophyceae; Prorocentrales; Prorocentraceae.